UGUGUGCACAAAAUGAGAGAAAUAAGCUUUUUGGAACAUUUCUGGGAUCUUUAAAUUCAGAUUAUGAAACAUGGGACCAACACUUUACAUGUUGCGUUUAUAUUUUUGUUCAGUUUACAUAGUAAGUUGCUAUAAGAAUGUUUUGCAAACGUUUGAGUCCACUGAUCUGCAUAGCUGCAUCUUGAUGAGUAAAUAGGAGCAUAGCUAUAGAUGAACUACACUUGUGAAAUAGGUGUAAAAGUUAAAUGGUGCAAAUUGGCUACCUUUACGCACCAGAUGUCCAAAUUAACAGGAUUGAUAGAGGGGGUUUAUGACCAAACACUGGACUGGAUACUAUCAAUUAUUGUUAUAAUAAUCCAAAAUUCAGUCUGCUUUGUGUUCAUGUAAAGGUUAUUAUAGUUCUGUGGUUUUAUAUUCAGUUUUUGUCUCAGUUUUCAGAUCCACUUUGCUAGUUUUUAUUUCGUUUGUUUUAUAUUAUUUUGUUUCAGUUUUAGUGUUAAACUUACUGUAUGCCUCCCAGUCUAAACAGUUUGUGUGCAUAUUUUAUGUCAAGCCAGGGUAAGCCUACACAAAACACAGCCCUCAUUUUAAGUCUUUCUAAAAUCCCCUAUGAGAGAAAUUAAUGGUGCAAAAACGACUAAUUUCCCUGUUUGACCGCCAGGUUUUAUGGGUAUUAUGACACCUCCACCGUGGGGCUCUAUAGGGUGGUUGGAUUAAUAUAAACUAAAUAAUAGCUCAUAAUGUGAGUCCUGACACAGACAUCUGCUUCUCACGGUUAAAAAAAAGAGGACGUCCUCUUGCCAAUGGCUGAAGUCUAACCCGUGCGCAGACCCGUUUCUUGCGGUUCGUUGUUUAACUCGCCUUGAUAACCAGUUAUUCGGUGUUCAAGGGAUAGACAUCUUGCAAGAUGAUUUUUUUAGGCUUCUUGGUGAUUUUGAGGUCAGUCCAAGCUGUGUCUGUGCCUACCUUCUCCUCCGUGUAUGAGCUGAAGGUGGGGUACGGAGACAAUGUCACCCUCCCCUGUAACUUUUCCUCCUACCUGGGCCAGGAGGAUGAGGGGGAGGUCCGCUGGGAGGCCAUGGGGCAGGAGGUGGCCUCUAUGGAGGUUGGGAACAUCCUUGGUGAGGCCAGAUGGGACGACGGGGCCAAGGGGGUGGAGGUCAAAACGACACUGGGGUUCUCUUCCCGGGUGGAAUUCCCCCCAGCAGAGAGGAUGAGAGAUGGAGACUUCUCUAUGACCAUCCAGGAGACAGUGCUGAGCGAUGAGGAGAUGUACGAGUGUAUCUGGCUGGGCCGCAAGACCAUCUCUACGGUCUGGCUCAAGGUUCAGGAGCCCGACCCUCCACGCUCUAUCACGCUGUUCAAGGGAAGCCCGGUCACUCUGCCCUGCUACGGUGUCAUCCCCAAGACCCAGCCCACCAGCCAGAUCUACGUCCAAUGGCUGAAGGACGAUGUGGAGAUCAUGACCCUUAACCCUGGCCCAGACGACAAGGGACCUAAGGAAGAAGACCUCCGUCUCUCUCUCCCACCCAACAACCUGCUGGAGAAUGGUGACCUGUCCUUGUUUAUCUACAAGACGGAGCUCAAAGACCAGGGAGUCUAUCGCUGCUUCUACAAGUCCAGGGGCUUCGAGGACCCUAAGAGUGGGAUACCAGAGGGUGUCUCUCUGACCAUCCUAGAGCCAUACACUGACUUAUAUAACUUAACAGGAACAGAGAAUGUCACCAGUAGCUCAGACUUCAGUGGGACUAGCGGUGACAGUGAGAACCCAAUAACAUUCUUCACUUUGGUGACCCAAGAUAAGGAGGAUAUGCAAGUGACGACAUCUGAGCCAAUACUAGUGCAGACAGAGAUGACACCAUCAUCACCUGACGCAACCUUCGAGGAUCCAGAAGACGUGUUGGCAGUGUGGGCAAAGACCCUUCCGCUAGUGCGUCUCGGGAUAAUCACCGGGGUUCUGCUGGUUACAGCUCUGAUCUUCUUCCCUCUGCUGGCUCUCAACAAGAUUCCAUCCUAGACCCACAUUAGGAAGAGAGGGUAGACACAAGGGUUAGGGCAAGGUCAUUCAAUUAUGGUUCUGGAGGGCUGAAAAACAUAGUUUUCAUUCUCUUUUAAUCAGACUGAUUCAGAUUUGGGUCUAUCUGGUGACUCUUGGCCAGUCAAUUACAUCAAAUGAUAAUUCAUUCAGGACUAGUAACUUUUUAAAGUGUAUACAGUGCAUUCGUAAGGUAUUCAGACCCCUUUGAUUUUUCCACAUUUUGUUACUUAUUCUAAAAUAUAUUACAUUCUUUUUUUCUUUCAUCAAUCUACACAC
This is a messenger RNA of Oncorhynchus mykiss (rainbow trout), 2314 nucleotides long. RefSeq lists its product as uncharacterized. Gene Ontology annotation, cellular component: external side of plasma membrane. Gene Ontology annotation, biological process: cellular response to lipopolysaccharide; immune response; cell surface receptor signaling pathway. Lineage: Eukaryota; Metazoa; Chordata; Actinopteri; Salmoniformes; Salmonidae. The record is from RefSeq and is a predicted model, not a curated record.